Camelus dromedarius (Arabian camel) is the source of this 4998-nucleotide messenger RNA. RefSeq names its product spermatogenesis-associated protein 31E1-like. The coding region runs from base 319 to 4254 and encodes 1311 amino acids. NCBI's taxonomy places the organism in Eukaryota, Metazoa, Chordata, Mammalia, Artiodactyla, Camelidae. The record is from RefSeq and is a predicted model, not a curated record. The transcript is spliced from 4 exons.
CUCUUCUUCCUAAUAAUCUCCUGCUUCCAGGAUGGUCUGCCCGCACCACCUCCUAGGAAGCACAGAAGCUUCAGGAAGCAUCCGCCGAAGGGCAGGAGCAGGAGUUGGAAGAAAAACGGAGCUUUGGAAGCUUGCAGAGACUGUCUGGAGGAGCUGGAAGAGGUUCGGGGCCUGGUUUCACUCCUGCAAAGCCACCUGGAGAGAUUCCCUGACAAGGGCGGCUUUCAACAUCUCUACGGCCAAGAGCCCCCUGACAAGGUGUGCAAAGCAGAGCCUGCUGGAGCCCAGCAGCCGUGCAGGGAAGAGGCCGUUUCCGCCAUGUUCCCGGCUCCUCUCACCAAGCACCUUCCACCUCUGGCCUCCACCCUUUCGCCAGACUCAGUGAUCGCGCCAGUUUCCAUUCAUUUGGACUUACCCUCAAGUGCUUGUCCGUCACCGGAGCCUUUCCUUUCCCUGGACAGCCUUUCAUCCCGGCCGCUUGCUCCUUCCCCUUCGCCCCCAUCUCCUCCUGAUGCCAGGGCCUGCUCGCCCCCUCUGACAGCCCCCUCUGCCCCACUGCAGCCAGACUCCACUCCAAGACCUCAGCGUGACCCGCUGGCACUCCCACGGGGCACCAUCCCAUGCAGCUCAUCUCCACGCAUCACGUGGGCACCACCCAUCUCAGGCCUCGACGGCUCCAGCUGUCCCAUUCCAGAGCUGCCUUGGUGGCAGGUGGCUUCCAAAGCCUGGAGGCUCUCCACCUUGACACGUUUUGAGUCCCAGCAAGGGCACCUGUCUCGUCAUCCACCAGAGGCCCCGUUCUGGGAAGACCCCGCAAGCAGACAGGUAAAGGCUAGUGGCCUUCCCUUUGUCACCCCAGAUGUCCAGAAGCUGCUGGAGAUACUAAUCACCAAGAGGGCAGGACUGAAGAUUUGGAAGGAGAAAGAAAAGGAGGAGGGACCAGGCUACCACCUGGAUUCUUUGGCGAAUACGUUCAAGUCCCUGGACCCCAGGCAUCGCCAACACUUCUGGAGCAUAAAAGGCCAACCAGCAGAGCUGCUUGGUCCUGAGAAGGCCACAUAUCUCAACACUCGGGGGGUCCAGCUACAGCGGACAUGCAGCCAGCUCUUCUGGGGUCUCCCCUUUCUGCACAGUGAGUCUCUGGUGGCUCCUGUCACAGUUGCUGAUUCCUCUCCAAAGUUACCCUCUGUCUUAUUCAAUGAACCACUCCAAAAUCAAGCUAAAAUCACUUCACAUCUCUCGCUGGCUCAGCCUUUGCCCUACCCUCUGGCCCAGGCCCAACCCCAACCCUUGACUCCAACCAGACCCCAAUGUCAGCCCCCACCUCUGGCUCAGGUGGAGGCCCAGACCCGACCCCAACCCUUGACCCCAACCACGCCCCAAUUCCACCCCCCAUCUCUGGCUCAGUUUGAGAUGGCCCACUGCACACACUCUUUUCCAAUCCUACCACCUUCUUCUCAGCCCCAGGCUAGGUACUGUGAUGUAUCUUGCCCUACAGUCCAAAAUAAGGCACAAUUGUUCAUGUCAACUGCAGUGCAAAAUCUGGAAAGUCACUGUUUGAAAAAACAAUUAGAAAGGGAGAAGACGCUACCCUCUGUGGUUAAAAAAUCCCAGCAAGUCUUUAGCCAAGCCCCUCCCCACCUCCCCCAGGGCAGCAGGGCCUCCUGGGCCCACAGCUCCGUCUCAGUCCCUCCCGGGGACUUCAUCAGCCCUGGGGUUCGGGAGAAAUUGGAGCAACACCUUCAGCAAAGGUUCAUGCCACAACAGAGCAGACUGCCCUUCAGAAGCCAAGUGUCUCAGAAACUGAUGGAGCCUCAGGGCACAUUCCCGGGGCCUUGCCAGGCACAGGGCAUGAUGGGGCCCUCAAAGCCCUCUGCGUUUAUAGGCCAGGGGAGCUGGGAUGCACAGAAGAUGGGGUCCAGGUGCCCCACAAGGAUCCUGCCAGGGAAGGGCUUGCACAAUGCUGUAGGCCAUAGUGUGGGAAGGAUCCUAAGAGACAUAUAUGUGACCUCAGCCAGCCACUCACCGAAGGUUCCAAGCAUGAAGGCUGAGUUAAAAAGUGACUUGGGCAUAAAGACUGAGUCAAACAGAGACUUGAGCCUAGGCAGGAAGCAUCCAGAAGACGUCUUGGGAGUCCUUUUGGGCAGGACGGUGGAGCACACCCACGAGGGUCACAUCCAUAUGAGUGUACAUUGUUCAAGGCCUGCCGCCAACCCUGUCUUAGACCUUCCUGAAGAGUCAAAUUCUCAUAAGGGAGCAGGAAGUCCAGAACCCCCCCAGGAUUGGGAACCCUGCAUGAACACCUCCCAUGAGUCUCUGGUCCUUAGUCCGUGCAUUCAGCAGGUGCUGGAAGCACAUAUUAUCAGGUUUCGGGUGAAGCACAGUUGGAGUUUACUCCGCAAGGCCCUCAAGUUCCUAACUCUCUUUAAGUUGAAAAAAGCUCACCCCAUGGCCGUCCCCAGCUCCAUCGUGGAAGUCACCUGUGAAUCUGGGGGCCACGCAAAACCCCAGCUAACCGAGGUCCUGGAAAAGCCGCCUCAGCCCCAACCGGAAGAGAGCGUCAGAACCGCAGAGUCAGCUUCCAUGCUGCUGAGCCCCCUCCUUGCCCCCUCAUGUCCCUGUGAGAAACUCCCGGGGGGCCUGGGAGGGAGCCCGCCUGGCGAUGUCCGUGAGUCCGCUGAGGCCUCUCUGAUUGGACAGGGGGACAAGUUACCUUCUCAGGCUGUCACAUACAAGUUUAUAGGCAGAAUCUGGCACAAUGAGUCUGUCAUGGGGGCUGAGAAAGGCAGCCUGCAACAGCCCAGUCCGAGUCCGCCAGUGGCCAGGGAUGAGCCAAGGGGAGAGACUGGGGGACGGGCCUCACCGGACUCCUGCGGUAGCGUAACAGUAGUGGACCUUGACAAGUGGCCCCAGUCUUCCAAGGCCCAAGACACGGACCCUGCUUGGAAAAGUAUUUUGGACCCUGGUAUGAUGAUUAGAUCCCAAAGCACGAAUGUGGAUCAGAAGGAGUCCUGGUCUCCAAGGCCCAAAAAAAGCCUCUCAUUAAGUACACAGUCCGUGGUCCUAACUCCAGAAGAUGUAUACUUGGACGCACAGCUUCGGAAGCUUGAGGGCCAAAGAUUCGCAAAACCAGAGCAACAGCACAUGGGGGUGCUCCUUCUGGACUGUGAAACUGGGGUGCUCCUUCAAGAUUGUGCCACCAGCACCCUUCUUCAAGACUGUCACUCAGAUAUGUCCCUUGCCGCAGACAUCUUGGCUGCUGAGGAAUCUCUGUCUCAUUCCCAGACCUUGUCCAGUGGGGACAUGUCAGUUUCCCAGGCGCUCUAUGACCUGAGCUCCAGUGGAGGGAGCAGUUGGGGACCGCAGGAGCCCUGGGGACAGCAGGCCCCAUCAAAGAGCCAGAGGAAGAAGUCUGGCCCCACUGAUGAGCAAGAGGAUUAUAGGAGGCCCCGGCCAGCACAGCAUGAAAAAGGGCCGGCAGAGCGCAAGGCCCACCAGGCCCGGGGGCUGAGCCGCCCCAGCCGGAAAGAGGAAUCAGCAGACUCCCAAAGAAGCGAGGCCCGCCAGCUGAGGAAGGGACAGGCUCCGUCGGAAAGCUCCUUCAGGAAAUAUAUGAAGCUCCUUCUACAGUGGGUUUUCCCCAGUAAAGACAGAGGACCCAAAGACCCCCUGCAAAAAGGCAAGCCCGCUUCAGCCACUGCCCGGAGCCCAGACCCUGCCCAAAGCCGGUCGUUUACAGACAGCACGGUCCCCGAGGCGGAGGCUCUCGUGACGGCUGUGGGGCAGAUCCUCGAGGAGAAACUGGCCCUUCACCCUGCACAUGGACCUUAUGCCUCAGAGUUAAAUUGGCACGAAGGAGACCCCCAGGCCUUGUUGGGUCAGCAUUACUGCUACCACAGGGUUGUCUCCUACCAAGAGCACAGGAGAGUGAUGAGUGGGAAACCCUGCGAUCCCCGAGCUCCCCCCAAGGGCCACAGCUGUCACGGCAGGAAUAGGUGGGCCAGUCGCAGCCACAGAGACUGCAAGUGGGCCUUCCCGCCCGGGGAGCCCGGGCCCCCAGGCGGCCACUGCCAGCACGGGCUGGGAACGGCAGGCCUGCCCGGCCACCCCGCCCACUGUCCGAGGCACUGUCUCCUUCGGAACCGCGCCUCUCCUGCGCCGUCGGGGUACGCUCCCUACGUCCUUCCUGGGAGGGCGACUCUUCCCCAGGGAACAACGUACACCGUGCAGAGAAACUUUUUUUUCUCAGGUUAGCACAUCCCCUUUGUGCUAAUGGCUUCUUCCUACCACAAUUUUUAUUGUUUCCCCCAAACAUAUGUGUUUUUCCCAUGAGAGGUGUGGCGUGCGUCUGUGUCCUGCUGGGGAGAAAUGUCCAGGCACUUGGCUUCCAGAAGGGACGACAGGGCCAUGGAGGGAGGCUGACCCCAGCGUGGAAUUCUCACCCUCGCCCCAAUUCCCUCAUUGCUCCUUAAAGUCCCACAACUAGCAGCAUUACAGAAACAAAUGGAAGCAUUCAGGGCCUGUCAAGGAGAACAAAGCCUAAAGACCUCCCCUCUCACAGGAUCUGGCUCAGCCUUACUCCCCCACACGCUCUCUACCUUGAACUUGUGCAGCUGGGGGGGAGGGGUUUGCAGAGGCUGAAAUUCCCCUCAGUCUCCAGAAAGUGUCAGAGACAAGUUCACAUGGCAGAUUAAGGAAGGGAGUAGGGGGCAGCGCUGGCCCCACGUCCAGAGCUGGGAGAAAUCUUGCCCUCCACACCCGCCAUGUCUUGGUGGGAAGAGGUGACACCUGCCCUGAGCCCUCCCCACCCUGAAGCUGGGUUGAGAUGGGCUGGGAGCAUCCCCUCCCUCUGCGUUUCUCGGGACCUGGAGCAGCGGCGAGCACGAGGAGCGCGGCUCCCCCAGCUCUGGGUGUGUGGGGCGGGAGCCCCAAGACAUUGAGGGCCUGUCCAGCCUGCCCCAGAGGAGGGAGCAGCCCUGCCCACAGCGCCCACCUCCC